Messenger RNA from Alligator mississippiensis (American alligator), 5848 nucleotides. RefSeq names its product EF-hand calcium binding domain 14 (gene EFCAB14). The transcript is spliced from 11 exons. Gene Ontology annotation, molecular function: calcium ion binding. The record is from RefSeq and is a predicted model, not a curated record. NCBI's taxonomy places the organism in Eukaryota, Metazoa, Chordata, Crocodylia, Alligatoridae. The coding region runs from base 236 to 1735 and encodes 499 amino acids.
GGCGGCCUCCCCUCAGCGGCCGCCAUGGCCUCGGCGGCACCAGCGGCGCUGUCGGCGAGCGGGCGGUGGCAGCGGCCGCGGCCCCAGGGCGCCUGGCCUCGCUGACUGGCGUGCGGCCCCGUCCGCUUCCUCGUGGGCCCCGCGCAGCCGCCGCAAGCUGGAGAGCCGGGGCGCGGCGGCGGCGCGGGGAGUCGGGCCGCAGCCCGCGGGGGCCCCGGCGACGCCGCACAAGAGGAUGAAGAAGCGCAAGGAGCUGAACGCGCUCAUCGGCCUGGCCGGCGACGGGCGGCGCCCCAAGGCGCCCAACAAGGGCUCGGGACACCGCCUGCUGCGCACCGAGCCGCCCGCCUCCGACUCGCGCUCCCGCUCCGACUCCAGCUCCGACGGCGACGACGGCUUCGGGCCCGCCGCCGCCCGCUUCCGCCUCGCCAAGGGAGAAUACCUACGAUGCUGCAAGUUCUGUUACCCACUAUGUGCUUUUGUCAUUCUGGCUGCUUGCGUGGUAGCUUGCGUUGGCUUAGUGUGGAUGCAGGUUGCCCUUAAGGAAGAUCUGGAUGCUCUAAAGGAAAAGUUUCGAACUAUGGAGUCUAAUCAAAAAUCAUCAUUCCAAGAGAUUCCUAAAUUAAAUGAAGAUCUGCUUGAUAAGCAAAAGCAGCUAGAGCAAAUCGAGACUGGAGACAUGGGGCUAAACAAGAUUUGGACAAAUAUUACCGAAAUCAAUAAACAGAUCUUGUUGUUGACUUCAGCAGUAAAUCACCUCAAAGCCAAUAUCAAGUCUGCUGCUGAUUUGAUUAACCUUCCUGUCACAGUAGAGGAACUUCAGAAGAGCGUAGCUACCAUAGGUAGCACCUUAACCAGCGUUCAUCAUGAUGUUGAGACUAUGCAGACUGCAAUUGAAGAACACAGGAAAAACAUAGAAACACUCCAAAACAAUAUGAAUGAAUACACAAAAGAGAAUAGAGAAAAACAGGUGUCUUCACUUUCUUCCACUGUCACACCAAGAAUAAACGAUAGAAAUCAGACUGGGAAGUGCAAGCAGGAUAACCAAUUCCUGUACACUGCUUUAGAGGAGAUAAAUACCACCCUAGUGGUGUACCAAAAGCAGAACGACCUAAAGUUUCUUAAUGUGGAUUCUGCAAUCAGUAAUCUAACUCAAAGAGUUGCGUUGUUAGAAAACUACCUGGAUGCUGUGAAUAAACUGGAAAAGAGAGAGAAUUCAUCUGUCAGUUCGGUGGAUGAUGCAGGUACUUUUCCUAAAGUAGAAAAUGAAGAUCAGUCGGCAAAUGGAACUGAUUCAGAUAAAGCACAGAAUGCAAAGAAAACAGAAACUCUGGUUUCAAUACCUGAAAAUCUGAGAGAGAAGCUUCAGCUGAUCAAUGCUCUAACAAGCAAACCAGAAAGUGAGAAGCCUCUUGAGGCAUCAGUGAAUGCGGGAAAAGCUCAGACUACAUCAAAUCCUACAGAUCCUCCCAGACUUGCAUCGAGAUCAGUUGGUGGCAACAUGGGAGAAAAUGGACAGCCAAGGCACUUGUCCUUACCAGGAAUUUCCAGCACAAAAGAUCUUCUGGAUUUGUUUAAAAAGCUGGAUCAAGACUCGGAUGGAAAGCUAACCUAUGAUGAUCUUCAAAGUCUGGUUGGCUCUGCAAUACAAGAGUUGCAGAGCUUUAAGGAAUUUGAUACAGAUGGGGAUGAAAAAUACUCAUUACCAGAACUGAGAUUAGCUUUAGAUGUGUAGCCUACAUAUAUUAAAAAUGCAGUAUUGGUGGACUUGCUGUAGCUAUUGAAAACGGAUAAGCAAAAGCUACAUCUGCACUUCCCUCGGUGUUCUACUAAUCUUUGGCGCUAACUUAGUGUACACAUUGCCACCUUUUUAAUUUGCAAUCUUUUAAGGUAUUUAAAAACUUGAAAAAAGUUAUCUAUGGCAUAAUGGAUGGUAGGGACUUCCUUAAAAAAUCCAGAAGGAUCCCAAACUACACUAGGAACUGUUGCCUGGCAUCAUCUUUCCCUUUUAAAGGGAGUUUUUGUCUUUAAAUUAGAACUUGUGUACAGAUAGACAAACCCAUGUUUUAUAUUUCACAUAAAUUUGCCUUAAAUGAGAGAGCUGCAUUUUAUAUGGAGCGGGAAGAAAUCUGUCUUAAAGAUGGGCUUUUUCUGCUUGUAAAUAUUUGAAAUAGAAUAAAUUAUGCAUAUUUUAGGGGAAGUUUGUGUUGAGGCUUUGUUGGUAAUAAACAUGCUCGUGUAUAAAACCUAAAAAUGCAAUAUAACAGUGUGGCCGAGAGUAUUUCAGGUGCCCCUGGAAUUUAAUUUCUGAGCUGCUUCCACCCUUGGCUGUCUGCACUCACAGGUGGGUUUGAUCUCAAACUGCAGCAGAUCCAAGGCAUGACGUCGUGUCGUUUCAUAGAGGGCUUGAAUUUUUAAGGGGUGGGAUUGGACAGUUGUCUUUCUUCCUUGAUCUGAAAAGCACUAGGUAUGGUAGCUUCUUGUGAUCCACUUCCGAGUUUCUCAUUCACUUUGCUGUAUUGCACCCAGUGUUAUGCUUUAUGGAGGGAGGGUAAUCUACUGAAACAUUUUAAUUGGCACUUUAACUUUUUGCUCUAACCUUGAUCCCAGAAGCUGCUGUUGACUGCCAUCAUGGCAGGGAAGUUCACAUUCCUGCCCUCUGUACGUGUGACAGGGUCACAAGGUCCCACUGACUGCUUGUCAGAGAUAUUUUUAACAGGGCUUUUGGCACUGCCAGUCUCUUCCUCCUAAUACUGUCUCACCUUACUAAUGCAUCCAUGGGCAAGAGCAGCCUUCUUAAACGAGGCUGUUUGUGAUUCUGUGUCAUGAACAGGAUGGGGAAAACCUCCGGCAGAGAACUUAAAUGCAGUUUCCUGCCUAUUGUGAAUGUUAAUAGUUCUUGGCAUCUAAAACUACUGUAUUUUCGUACCAUUCAAAAGAAGUCAAAGGACAGGUGCAGUGGAAGGGGACAGAACCAUAUAUCACCCUUUACGAAAGAAAAAAAACCAUGAGUGCAAUAUAAAUGAAGUGUCUUUUUGUGCAGCUACUCCUUUGACUCAUGAUAUGCUAUGUUCCUUUUCAUGUGGACAUUUGGUAUGUUCACAUUGUAAAUAUUGUGAAUCUAAACUUGAAGCCUGUCUGUAUUCAGAAACUUCUGAAACGUAUUACAAGGCUUUUGCCGAAUGUAUUCUUCUGUAGGUCCAACCAGGGACAAGUUAGACUUCAUUGGCCACGGGUGUAAUACAGAUCUUAUUGUCUGUUGUUUGAAUGUAGGUUUAAUGGACUAAAACUGUCCACAUCAACAGAACAUCAGUAUAUGGAAGCCUGUUCAUAGUUAGUUUAUGGGACUCUGAAUGGGAUGAUUAUAGCUUUACAAAUAUUGUCUGGAAAUAUUCUUCAGCAAAAAGUCUUGCAAAAUUGAACCCUUUUAUAGGCUGUCUAAGCUUUUGCCAUCACUCUUCUAGGCUUGGUUUGCCCAGCAAGAAGAUGCUGUCAUUGAUGUGAAGAUUUGAAAUACAAUAUAAUCUGGCUUUAAAUAUAGCCAGAAACCAACACUUGCUUCUCAGUAGCUUCCACACCCUCUUAUACAUGUCUAUGAAUUCCUGAACCAAAUUAAAAAAAAAAAAAACUCGAAAGAAAAAAAACAAACAAACAAAAAACCAAGCAAUAAAGUAUAACCGUUCUGGUAAUUUUUUUGUACAUAUUGUAUCAUAGCUGUAUGUCAGAAUUUGCAAGGUAUUUUUGGAAGGCUGAUUUGUAUAAAACAAUGUAAAGCGAUGUUAUGUUUUUUAAGAGAUUGCCUCAUUGCCACAUUAAUUUAAAUAUGUUCUAUUUUACUGUCUGCUUUUAAUUUUGCAGUACUGGGGUGGGGUGGGGAGUAUUGGGGUAUGGACACACAUUCUUAUGAAACAAGCUGUGCAGUAACCAUCAGCGUACAUGCUCUUUUCCCCACAUUAAAUACGAGGCAAUUUACUCUGUUCAUUGAGGAGCAGCUUGACUUGCAUCUGUGGUGGAUAAGAGCAUGUACAUGAAUGACACCAGCAGAGUAGUUCAGAUGCUGGAAGUCCACACCCCCCUCUUAUCUCAUGAUGAUUUGUUCAUGUGCCUGUACCCUUCUUACUUUGGAGACAGUGUGUGCAUCUCAGUUCUGGUGUUUUGCAUCCUCUAUGUGCCUAUGGGACUGAAAUGAUCAAUUAUUGAAGUGCUAGGAUGUGAGACUGCUUAAGAACGUGGAUUCAUGCGCAUCUUGAGUACAUAGCGCUGCCUCACAACUCAUUUAAUUGACAUUGUCACUCAGCCUAAUGGGUAAUCAUAGAAUGGAUGCUUAAUAAUACAUUUAAUAAAAUAGGAUCAUCUAAAAGUAAUAGUGAAUUACUGUAUAUGGUGACUAGCUGCUUUAUUUUAUUUAAUUCUGGCCAGCAGGCAACCUGUCACGUCCUAACCUCAAAGUACUGCUCAGCAUCCAGCUGCUUAGAUUUGUUUUGCUGUUUUGGUUGUCCUGUGCUUUCGGUCCCCAAGCCUGCAGAGAUUGAAGUGGGGCGCUAGUGAGGCUCUCACUAAUGGCCCUUUUUUCUAUGCUGGUGCUGAAAGGGCACUAGCUUCUGCAGAUGCAUUAAUCGCUGUCAUAGACCUGCUUAGGGUGGGGUCAAGGUGACUGGAUUAAAAGCUGAUGACUGAUCUACACACGUGCACACACGAAUUCAAGAAAAAGGUCUAGUGUACCUACAGCAGGGAGCAGCUUUGUUGUGUAACUCUCAUUCUGUCAGCCAUGGGACCAGCUCUUCCAGGUAGUUCUUGGGAAAACUUCAUGGUGUUUGAUUCCAAUUGCUCACUGUGGUGACUCCAUGGACUUCAGUGGUGUUCUUCCUCAUUUAAACCAUCCGUGGUCCCUAGGGACAUGUCUUUAUUACAUAAGGUGGUGCCAUGUCAGGAUAUGAGCCAGCGCAGUCUGUGCUAGUUCUGGAACCAGAAGUGUUGUGGCUACAUUUGUAUAAAGCUAUGUCAAAGCUAUUAAGGCCUGCAAAACUAAUUCAUGCAGUGCUGUCUCGACUAGCACCACUAUACUGCUUGUGGUUCUAGGUGUCCUUGCCUGGCACUGCCUUGCAUUUGCACAGACCUAACCUAAGAUUCAGAUCUUUAAAGGAGAUGCUACCACAGAAGCCCUAAUGGCAGAUGCUCAUAUAUUAACAGAAAUCCAAGAAACAAAGGGUUGAGUCUGAGAAGCAGAGGUGGGUUAAGCCUGUGGCAGCCAGGAUGUUUGUUUCGGAGAAGGGGACACUUGCAAGAGGUCACUUAUAAGCUCCCGGAGGCUGUGAAAGGGCUGGAGAGAAGGUGCAGCACUUUCAGGUGGACUUCUUAAAAUUUCACCUUAAUGUGGGGUUGUAAACUCCCCUGUUUAUUAUUCAUUUGAGAAUCUCUGAGCUGUUCCAGUAUUCAGUUAGUACCAUAAUACUGGGACAGCAAGUCCUUGUCCAGAUUUCUUAAGGCCAUUUUAUAAUGUCAUAUUCUAGUUAACUAUCAAGACGUGAUUUUUGUUGGGUUUUUUCCCCCCUCACGUACAUCUGGUUUAAAACUUUGAUUUACUAAACUCAGAUUUUUAGACUGAAUGCGGUAUAUGGACCAGUUCUUUUUGUUUUGUUUUUUUUUUUUGUUGUUUCUUUUUAGUGACCGUUCCCAUAACAUAAAAGAUGUUGCCUUUACUUGACUACAUUUGGACCUAUUUUGGUAAUGUAUUGGGGCUUUUUUAGAUCUGUAUAUGGAAUGAAUCAAAGCUGGUUUUAGCUACUGAGUUCUGCACAUGGCGUCAUGUAACAUGAUUGUUUAAUCAGAAUAAAAUAUUUUCAUUUUU